Molecule: messenger RNA, 6059 nt
Organism: Lonchura striata (white-rumped munia)
Lineage: Eukaryota; Metazoa; Chordata; Aves; Passeriformes; Estrildidae
Source: RefSeq, a predicted model, not a curated record
GCCUCCGUUCGGUGCAGGCGAUGCCGUCGCAGUUAGCAUCGGCUUGGUUGGGAUCGGCGCCCCGACGUCUGCACAGGUCGGCAUCACUCCGGCUGUAGUCCGACAUGUAAAAUACUGGUAGUACAGCAGAGGAUGCUGUGAAACUGCUGAAACUCUGUAACGAGGAACGGAUCUCAGCUUGUCUCUCUGAGCUCACCUCUCUUUUGCCAUCAGCUGGAGAAUAUGAUAUCUGAUGAGCAAGGAAACCCGACCCGGUGGAGGAUUGAUUCUCCCAGAUGUAUGAAGGAAGGAAAGGAUAACUACAGAACAAGAAGUUGCUGGAAUUCUUUCAUGCUACCUCCUGGAAGACGGGGCUCAGAUGAACAAGCCCUCCUCUUGAAUCCUGUCGUAAGCACCACCAUGCGGGAACCGGGCUGGACCUACCAGAGGCUGCAGCAACAGCCUGGGCGGCCCUGAGCAGAAGCGAUGAGUUCUGUCCUCUUCUCGGGGAUGAUGUAGAGAUAAAAUAAGAUGCUCUGUUAACAGCCGGUUUAUCAGUCAUGAAACGAAUUCUUCUGGUUUUUAUCCUGGCUGCUGCUGUUAUGUAUGGUAUCCUGCAUGGAAAUCUCUGGAGAAAUAACUUCUACUGGCUUAGUUUUUAUGGACAGACUUCCCCUGUGAGGGCUUCUCCUUCUUAUGUGACUAGUGAAGUUACAAUCAGUUACAAUCAGCUGCCACCUACAGCUGUAGAGAGGAGGAAUGCAUUGGACACUUGUCUCCUGAAACCAGCAUUUGAAUCUUUACUGGGUGUUGACAAAAUAUACCCAUUCCUGUGCGCUAAUGAUUUUAUCAGAGUGGCAGAGUUCCAAGGGAGCAAUAAGUUUGAACUACCUUAUGGAAUAAAGAGAGCAGAGCAGUUUUUUCGUUUAGCCCUUUCAAGACUGCAGAACUGUGGCUUUUCCAGUGAAGAAGACAGCAUUCCCUGUCGACGGUGCGUUGUGGUCGGUAAUGGAGGAGUUCUUCGAAAUAAGACAUUAGGGGAGAAAAUUGACUCAUAUGAUGUCAUAAUAAGAAUGAAUAAUGGCCCUGUGAUAGGGUAUGAAGAGGAUGUUGGGAGGAGGACGACUUUCCGCCUUUCUUAUCCAGAAUCUAUCUUCUCAGAUCCCAUCCACUACGACCCCAAUACCACUGUUGUACUCAUCGUCUUCAAACCACAGGACUUGAAGUGGCUUUGGGAGAUACUUGGUGGUCAGAAAAUAAGCGCGAAGGGCUUUUGGAAGAAACCAGCUCUGAAUAUGAUCUACAAAUCGAGUCAAAUCAGGAUUCUUGAUCCCAGCAUCACCAGGAAAACUGCUUAUGAGUGGCUUCAUUUCCCAACAAGGUUUCCAAAGAAGGAGAAACCCAAGCAUCCAACAACGGGGUUAAUUGCCAUUACGCUGGCAUUUCAUAUAUGCCAUGAAGUCCACCUGGCAGGCUUCAAGUACGACUUCACUGACAGAAAUAGCUCUUUGCACUACUAUGGCAAUGAAACCAUGUCUCAGAUGAUGCAGAAUGAAUACCACAACAUCACUGCUGAGCAGAAAUUUUUGAAGAAGCUUAUAGACAAGAACUUUGUGGUCAAUUUGACCUGAAAGCUGAAUGGAAAAUACAAAGAACAAUCACUAUUUUCAAGAUUUGAAACAUUUUAAUUUUUUGUAUGGCAUUUUUAUUUUUUAAGUGCAGCAUAACUGUUUACUGUUUAAAGGAGCCCAGAAACCUCAUCAAGGCAAAAGUGUCUAAGCCUGAGGAUAAUGGACUGUUGCAAACAGAGUUAACUGGAUUUCUGUGAAGCUUUUUAAUAGUGGGAAAACCAUGAAGCUUUCAACUGAAAGUAUCAGGGAUAUUUAAAAAUGUGAUGCACAUCACUUACUUACCAGUGAAAACUCUUUCCAAAUAAUUAAUUCUCUGGAAUACUUUUGUUUCUGAUGUUGUCCUCCGAAAGAGUUCCACUGUCAAGAGACUGAGAUGACCAGUGGUCAGUCAGCAGGUAGAUGUAGAGUCGUGACUACCUGUCUUGUUGUAUGAAAACUGCUUUAAAACUAUGCAUCUAAAUCAUUACUGUGUGUUUUGGAGAAGGGGGAAACAUACAGACUGUACAGGUUUUGUUCUGCCAUACUCCUGAGAAGAGGAUAUCCACCUUCAGCCAAGCAGCCGCAGCUUCUGCACUGACCAUUAACUCUGAGCUUCUGUCUGCCUUUACCGAAGGUGAAGAACCUUUGUGGAGAUGUUGGUGUUGACAAUGCUUGUGUUGUUCCCAUUUUAUGGAAAAAUCAUACUCCCUGUGCUGUGCAUCCAGUAAAUUUUACAGUUGCUGACUUGACUUAAAAAAGAGGGGAUAUGAAGACUGAAGAGCUGCAUGUCAUCCCCCAGACUACAACAGAAACAGUAGCUUGGACAGAGAUGUUCAUGCCUGAGUUUAGAGUCAAUGUGUGUUGGAGUACUAGUUCUCCAUGACAGCAUCUCAUGUAUUUUUUUUGCUUGCUCCUCAAGAACGGGUGUAUUUUUCCAAAUGAGGAUAAUCUCCUUCCUCAGAUGCGGUAAUGCAUCAAUACAAGCAAGGAGUGUUCCCAUUUUUGGCAGUAGAGUGUGGUAGGGAAUAUCCAGGAUGUACCCUCAGCUGAAUUAUCAUUUGGCAUCUGUUUACCUCUUCUGUGUUGAUAUUUAAGUUUUAAGUGUGUGGCUGAACUAAAUAAUUUAGCAAUGGUAACUUACUCAAGAUUUUAGUGGAAACAUUUAAUGAGGUAUUUAUAUUUCCUGUGUUGGUUUGUCUCUGACAGGCCUGUGAAUAAAAUUAAAUUUGCUUGGGAAGAUGAUUGACAGCUGUCAAAGAACAACAAUAUGCAGUCCCAAUAUCUCACAUGACAUCUAUAUAAAAUUUUUAUUUUAAUUAUGGCAGAAUUUCUGGAAGAUUUUGUGGUUAUCUUCAUCACUCAAACCUGAAGAAAGCACAAAUAAGUCAAUAUAAAAAAGUCUUUGAAGUUGGUAGGAAUACCGUUGUUGGUUUUAAAUAAAAUUAUAUAGCGAGGACGUUCAGAAGUAAUGCAAACAAUCACAAUCUGAACAUAAACCAUGUUAUUUGUUAUUUUCAGAAGGUGAGGAUUGCAAGAGUACUAAACACAAUUUCUUUAUUUUGCUGUAGCUAUGUAGAGGAAUUGCAGUUCAGGAGUUAGGGGGAGCACAGUGUGGUCUGGAGAGGUGCCACAGCUGAAGGGGAGGAGGCUUGUGUUUUCACCCAGUGAUUCCUGAGCUUUGUUUUGUUUCAGGCAAGCUGGACAUACCUGAAAUAACUUGAGAGAUCAGAAAAAUCUGUGGCAUGGGCUGGGGAAGGAUAUCCCAGCAAGGGACAGGGUGUGCCAUGGUGUCUUGUCUGCUGCAUGUCGCUUGGCUGCAGCUGCACUCCAGCUGUGUGCAGGGUGGCAGAUGGGGAUGAGGAGGAGAGGAGAGUGUGUCCCCAGGUCCUGGGAUGCUGGAACAGGUGACACUGGUGGUGACAAUGGAGGAAAUCACAAUUUCUUCACCAACUGGCAGAAGGGCUCUUAAUUUUUUGUAUUUCCUUUAUUUUUUCCUGAGAUUUUGAAGAGAUCUUUGCUUGAAAAUCUCAGUACAAACAGGUGGGGUUUCACUUAAGAAAAUAGUGACAGUAUUGUCUUUGUGCCUCUACCAGCAUUUAUUUCUCCUGGUAAUUUCAGUUAAUUAAAAAGGUUUGUAUGUGAUUCUGCAGCCCCAGACCUACAGUGAUUUUAACUCCUGACAAUAGUAAUUCCACUGCGCAAGCUGCUGUGGCAGGGAUUUUUGCAGACAUAGCAGAUUUCUCCAAGCUGUUGUGGAGGAACCCCAUGUAGAUCUUAGACUCUGGUGAGAGCCAAGGCCAGCAGAAGUUGGGGGCUUGCUCUUCACCGUCAAAAUGUGACGUUGCUUCCAGAGCUGGGGCCCCUGGCUCUCCCAAUGGCUGUUGCUGUGGUCUAGCUACAUCCAUGUAACAUCUUGCAGGAUGCUGUCCAGGAGGAUUUUUUUCCAGGAGAGCUGUUGAAUUUGUGCCAGACACUGUGAGGAGAGUUCUUGUGGAACAGGCUGCAUCCCUCUGCUUCUCCACCUCUUUCUCCAGUUCCAGGAAGUGGGUAGGGAACUCUGCUUUUGAAGAUGUGGUUAUUUUCUCAUUUAUUUAUUUUUUCAUCUCCAGAGAUACUCCUUCCACUAAUCUAAACUGAUCCUUUCUCCAUUUUUUUCUAGUAGGUAUUCCGCUUUUUUGGGGAAGAUGGGAUUUGGAUUCUAGCUGUAGCAGAACAAAUAAUAAUUAAAAAAAAAAAAAAAAAGCAGCUUCUUGUCAAAGAAAUGGUGUCUCCCAAACUCUUUGUACUUAAAAAAAAAAAUCCAUUUAGUCUUCUUCACUUUUGCCACAUCAACUUUUUAAUCUCCCUAAAAUAUUUUUUUUAAAUAAUGUUUGGUGUUCUCAAUGAAUUGAAUAUGUUCUCUACAAGCAUUUAUCCAUAUCAGCUGUUUAUUUUUAUAUCCUAAUAAGCCUUCUCAUGGUAUGGCUGACUUUUCAAAUAAAGCAGUAUUUCAAGGAUAUUUUUCUCCCACUUCUAUGCUCCUGCCAGAGGUGUUGAGUCCCCCACAGUUAUUGUCCCUGAGUGAGUGGGUAACAUUUUGAAAGAAACCUGUUCCCUCAGGAUCAAGCCAAGAGCUGAUGCUGCUGAUAAACUAUGGAGUAUUUGUAUUGGAUGCUUGUUGUUGUUGUUUGUAUGUUUGUUCCUUUGUUUGUUUGGGUGGGGUUUUUUUGGUUUGGUUGUUUUUUUUUAAGCCCAGCUGCAGGCCAGUAGCUUUUUUCUAUAGUAAGCAGUGGGCUUACUAUAGAAUUUUUCUCCCCACAAGAUGUUUUGUAGGAUCCUGCGUCCACCAGCCCUGUUCCAGCACCUGCUUCAUGUACAUCAUUCCUGCUACUCUGCCUCGAGGACAGGUCUUGCUUUGAACUUCUUUCAGGCAGGAACACCCAUGUGUAGUGUGUUUCUCAGCAGUGCUCACAGAUAGUGUUUCUUCUAUCUGGGCACACAUUUUCACAGGUGUUUUGCAGUACCAAAGACUUAACUUGGGGCUUUUGGAAUAAAACAAUUGUGCUAACACCAAAUAUUUAGAUAGUUUCUGAGCCUGAGCUGCUAUUAAGACUUUUUUUACCUUUUUGCCAUUCCUGAAAAUGAAAUCGGCACUGAAACUUCCCUUUAAAAGCUAUCCAAGUUUUUUUUAUUUAUUAUCAGGAAUGAAGCCACCAGUUUUGAAUCCCAGGGAGCUGCCAGCUUUAUUUCUGUGUCUGAUAAUGAUGUAACUGUGUAGGUCCCCAGUGUCUCCCAUCAUUUUUCUAUCUGAAGUUAGAUGUUCUCCUUCCUCCCUUCUUAUUCUGUUCCUGUUAUUGGGCAGCCUGCAGAAUUUCUGGACAUCACCUUACAGCAAAGGUGCUUCUGCAUUUUAUCUGCCACCCCUCUCAAAAUGCUGCACCGUCAAACAGACAUAGCUCUAAGAUACCAAACUAUGCACAGAACAGGCAGGAUGACAUAUGCUGGCUGAAAGCUCUGUUUGGCUCAGACUUCCAGGAGGUUUCUUUGUUGGGAAACUCUUUUUUCCUCUGCUGUAAUAAUUAAGGGAAGUCACAGACUAUUGCACUAAAUACGAAUCUGAGAGUGCCUAAAAGAUGUUACUAAAUGACAUUUCCAGUGACUGUAUAGGUGAUAAUAAUACAGAAUCACAACUUUGAUGUUUAAUUAGCAUGUGGUACUUCUUGUUUCCAGUACUUUCCUUUUUAGCAAUGCUCUGGGGAGAGUAUAAAUACCUUCACUUUGAACUGGACUCUGAUUUUUAAGAACAUACAGAAGCUUAGCAUAUGUUUAUGGUUUUGGGAAAUACUUAUUUUAGUUGCCAUUUGUCUUAUGUUUUAUAUGCCUUUAAAGUGCCACCUGUAUUUUGAAGAAUUCUUCAAGUUGUUUCAAAUGAAAUUUUGAAUACUACAUAUGGAAGGAGAUUAUUUUCCUGUAAAUAAACUGUUAAAGACA